Messenger RNA from Bufo gargarizans (Asiatic toad), 2626 nucleotides. RefSeq lists its product as uncharacterized. The record is from RefSeq and is a predicted model, not a curated record. Lineage: Eukaryota; Metazoa; Chordata; Amphibia; Anura; Bufonidae. Gene Ontology annotation, molecular function: protein binding. The transcript is spliced from 18 exons. The coding region runs from base 152 to 2371 and encodes 739 amino acids.
CAGGAAGCAACACAUACACAAGUGGUGCAGCAUGGACGCCGUAUAAGCUGUUCUUACAGACCUGGAAAAGGGGCACAGGGAGCGUGUUACUUCUCAUGGAGCAAAUGUGAGCCAACGGUGAAGUAUCUACAGGGCUACCACUCAUAGCACAAUGGCGAUGCAGAAACAUUUUAGUGUUCGAGAUUGCCACCAAAGAUCCAUAACAGCACUUGGGUUCAACACGACAAGAAGGGAGUUUCUCACAGGCUUUGAAGAUGGAAUGAUAAAAUGGUGGGACCUGGACAGUGGACACCUUUCUCAGUCAGCAGCAGAACAUUCAGGGAUGGUCACCCAAAUCUUAUACUGGACAGAGACAAAGCUAGUCUUCUCAUCAUCAAAUGACGGUACUCUGAUAGUCUGGACAUCUGGAGCAGUUGUGUUGGAUAAGAUCAGGCUCAAAAGUCCCAUCUUCAGCAUUGCAAUAAACCUCAGACGACAGCUCUUGGUAUGCGGAUUCAAGAAUCACCUCUCUGUUUAUCCUCUGGAUGAGCAAAAAGCUUGUGGACAUGUAAUAAACCUGAAGAAGAGCUCUUCUGACUAUCAACAUACGGACAUUGUAUCAUGUAUUGUAUCCUUAGAUAGUCAAAUCUAUACAGUGGGCUAUGAUAGAAAGUUUUUAAUAUUUGACACCUAUCAAACUCCAGACAAGACAUGCCUCAGGGUUGUGCACAGUAAUUCGCGUGCCCAUGUUGCUGGAAUCACCCACCUUCUUCUUGUCCGUGAACGUGAGAGCACAAGGUUUUUGACAGGAUCGUUUGAUCAAACAGUUGGAGUUUGGUCACAAGAUGGUCAACUGAUUCAGAGGCUUCAACAGUUCAUGGGUGAAAUCACUGGCAUGUGUUAUGUACCUUCUUUAAAAACAGUAUGGAUCACCAGCGGAAGUAGUCAACCACUGGUUCUAGACCCGCGAUCUGGGGAUGUUAUUUCCAAUUUUGUGGAUACAUUCCAAGGCUAUGAUGAGAGUCUACAAAUAAAAAAAUUAACAUGCCUUCCUGAGACAAAUCAUGUGAUUGGCUCAACAAGGAACCAGGUGAUUGUAUGGAAGUUCCACAAUGCAGGUUGUGUCACAAAACUGCAUGCAAAACAUCCCAUAGAAUGUCUGUCAUACACUGGAAAGAAAUUACUGUUACUUUUCACGGGUGACAGCAGUGGCAUUGUGGUUAAAUGGAAAAGAAAUGAUUUAUCUCCCUUUACAUACAGCAAAGAGUCAUACAACAUGGAAGACACCAGGCCAGAAAGGAGAGGACUGCGAAGUCUUCUGCAGAAACAAGUAACAGAGCAAAACAAGAGGCCUCAAUCCAGGAUUCAACGCCCAGGAACAGCAGGAAUAUUGAGAAAGGGCAUAAUAUUAAAUAAUCAGAGACCACCUACCCCCCGGACAAAGUUCUGUGGAUACACAAAGUCAUUGUUUACUGAUGAAAUUGAUCUACUAGUCAUGGCUACAGAAAGUGGGGACAUUCACCUAUGGGAGUUUGAUGAUUCUGUCACAGGUCCAGUUCAUGAAGACACUUUUUCUCUGGAUGAUGAACAGCAUCUUAAGAUUCUGAUAAAAGAGAAUUCUCUAAACACAGAACAAAGUGGUGGGUUAAUAAACAUGCAUCUAGCAGGUUUCACCUGCAAGAAGGUAUUAGCUGGUCAUUUUAAAGCAGUCACAGCCUUGGCCGUAGUUGGGAAAGAAAAUGGCUUCUCCACUGUAUAUUUGUUGAGUGGUGGAUGGGACAGAAGACUAUGCUUAUGGGAUCUACUUACAUGCACCCUCAUUGAGACCUUCUGUAGACCAGAACUGGAUAACCGGAGCGAACAAAAAGAAACAGCUUGUGAUGGCGUUAUAAUGGACAUGUGCUAUUGUCCAAAAAGACAGGAGUUUGCCUAUUCUUCUAGCAAUGGAAAUAUUUACAUCCGACAUUUUGGAGCAGUAAGUUCAGAGAUGACCCUUGUAGAUGUUCUGAUAGGGCAUGAGGCAGAAGUUACCUCAGUUGUUUGGCAUAAUCUCAAAGACAAAUGGAUCACAGGCUCUGAAGAUGGAACUAUUCGAAUAUGGGGCGAAGAGGGUGCACAGUGUGAGAGGAUCCUGCAUACCAAAGGAGUGGUCAUGUGUAUUUGUAUCGAUCAAAUAAAUGGGUACAUUGUAGCAGGGGUGCAAGAUACUAUAAGGGUGUAUGAUCCAGAAACGCUUCUUCAGGUCCAAAGUAAUGUGGGACAUACAGAUCUAAUCCGUUCCAUAGUGCAUAUUCCAGAGAUGAAGCAGUACGCUUCAGUUUCAUGGGACAGGACGGUGAGAAUGUGGAAAGCUUACUACAAGGCAAACAAUCCAUACAGUAGUAAUGCUUAAUCAUGGAGCACUGUUAUAUUAGCAACAAUAACACACCUCAUGAAUCAAAACCGUAUAACAGAAAAACUUUUGUUACUCACAGAAACCAAAGAGAAUUCAUUCAAUGAAUCUAUGCUGCACUGUGCUUGAUGCUAUGGGUAAAAGCGUCAAUUGUUUCUGUUAGACAGUAGUUAAAAUUGGGCCCAUGUUGUGCUUAUGGUUUCUGUUCCAGUACUUUUUAAUACAAUAAGGCUGGUCCAAACACAAGAUACUAUA